Schistocerca nitens (vagrant locust) is the source of this 843-nucleotide messenger RNA. Its product is annotated as putative nuclease HARBI1. Bases 1 to 843 code for a protein of 280 amino acids. The record is from RefSeq and is a predicted model, not a curated record. Lineage: Eukaryota; Metazoa; Arthropoda; Insecta; Orthoptera; Acrididae. The transcript is spliced from 3 exons.
AUGAUUAUGAUGAAGUUUCCCCCUCAGUUAUUUACAAGAGUUACAUGCCAAGAAUUUGGAACUGCAAGGAAGAGUGAGUGUGUCAAUUUUUUGAAGAUCACAAGAAACCCAGCACCAUUGCUUACUCAUUCUGUUGUUGUAGAUACAAACUUAAAUAUUUCAUUUAUGAAAAACAUGCAACUUGAGCUGUUAGGAAGGUCUCUAGACUGCACUCACAUACCUAUAAUGAAACCUUCUUCACAUGGAGACGAAUAUGUUAAUCGAAAGGGCUUUCCAUCUAUAAAAGUGCAGGUGACGUGUGAUAACAGUGAAAUGUUUACGAGUGUUGAUGCUGCAUGGCCUGGGUCUGUACAUGACGCUAGGAUAUGGAGAAACUCCGUUAUGUAUCAUAUAUUGCGUGAGAACCAGUGCAACGCCCUAAUUUUAGGAGACGAAGGAUAUGGCAUUGCACCGUGGUUAAUGACACUAUUUCAAAAUCCCGAAACACCUCAUGAGAGGGCACCCAACAGACUUCACUCUAAGGAAAGGGUGAUAAUCGAACGGUGCUUUGGACAGGUGAAAAGGCGUUUCCCAAUUCUGCAAAAUAAAAUAAGGCUUGCCCAAACAAAAAUCCCCAGUGUGAUAAUAGCCUGUUUUGUUUUGCACAACGUAGCAAAACAUAUAGGGGAUGAGGAUUCUGAGGCACCUAUUGAUGACGACAACAAUCUUCCAGUACUGGGAGAAGAGGAAGCAGCAAACGUAUGUGUACGUGGAAUAAAUAGAAGACGGGAAAUUGUAAAUAUUGGAUUAUAUUACUCUUAUUGUUUCAUUGAAAAGAAAUUAGCAAUGAAUAAUUUUUUGUAA